AUGUGGAAGCCGUAUGGAAACAUCCUCGAGGCAUUCCUCCAAGAAGCACGCUUCAAGCUGCCGCCUUACAAGGAGGAUCCCUCGUUCGACCGAGAGAUAAUUGACAUAUGUCUCGCUCAGGAUCUUCCCGCGGAUCAGAUGGAAGUAAUUGGACGGCUCGGUGCAGCAGCAGCGCGAUGGUUUUAUCCCUCACAUGACCGAGAAAUUCAAGUAGCUAUCGCUACUUUCACGGCCCUUGCAACCGCGGUCGACGAUCUCGGCGGCUCCAUAAUCGAAGGCUUAGGACAAUACCGCACUAGGCUUUUGGCACGCCAACCACUUGGCGUCAAAGUGUUGCAGUCUCUCUUUGAUCAAGUACUAGAGAUGGGUCGGUUUUAUGAUGUAUUUGCGACAGAUAUGGUGUUCAAGGGCGCUGUCGACUUUUGCAGCGCCACCCUAGUGGAAUUUGAGAAGGGGGUUUUGUUGAGGACAAACAAGAGUGCACCAGAUUUCGCAAACUACUUCCGCUUGAAGGGCGGUAUUGCGGAGCCUUAUGCAUUCUACAUUUUCCCCGAGAAGUUGCUGCACGGAAGCAAUCCUUGUGUCAUCUACCCUUGA
Clonostachys rhizophaga is the source of this 597-nucleotide messenger RNA. NCBI's taxonomy places the organism in Eukaryota, Fungi, Ascomycota, Sordariomycetes, Hypocreales, Bionectriaceae. The record is from the annotation of a GenBank genome assembly.